Messenger RNA from Poecilia reticulata (guppy), 3064 nucleotides. The record is from RefSeq and is a predicted model, not a curated record. Lineage: Eukaryota; Metazoa; Chordata; Actinopteri; Cyprinodontiformes; Poeciliidae.
UCCACAAGGAGGCCUUUAAAGUUACACCGGAAGUCAAAUGCACCUGUCGCUAUGGUAACAGCUUCUAAGAAACAGGACUUUUUCGCUUCAGUUAGACUUAGAAGUUAACUUCAGGACAAGUAAUGGAGUCASAGCUGACUGACGGGAAAACCAGACGCGGUGGUAGAAAACAGCACAACAACGUCAGCGACAAAUGCCUUCKACUUACUCCUAUGAUCAACAGCUGCAAGUUGCACCUGAUGACAGCCAAAACACUGGUUGCGGGAAAACUGCAAACGAUGUCUGAUUCUCAAGAUUUCAAUAAACAAACAAACAUCAGCACCACACAAACAGCUGGUGAUUCUAACCCAGAAAGUGAGUUACAUUCCAACAAUAACAYCAGAGUUGGCAGUGACAACUCUGCCCAGCAGUUAGUACGGCUAUCUGGUGCUGCUCCAGUUUCUCACUGUCCAAAUGAAGCUAGAGGCAGAUUAAGCAGAAUGCCUCACAGUGCAGAGAUCACUUGCCAUCACAUGUGUCUAAAGCAUCUCAAGCCAGUAGGUUCUCAGGGGUUUAAUUACAGAGCUUCUUCAGGUUUCACCUGCAGCCAGAUAACUUCUGMUGCCAGUUUUCAUCGCAUAGACUUGAACAGGCGUUGCCUGGAGGAAUUCCCUCAAGUGGGUUUUAUUGAAGAACUCCAACUUCUCAACCUACAGCACAAUCUAAUUACCAGGAUCCAGCAUUUGUCGCAUCUGCAGCAGCUCACUGUCUUGAACUUGCAUGAUAAUCACAUCUCUGAUAUGAAUGGUAUUGAAAAUCUCAGCUCUCUCCAGGUUCUCAUGCUGGGGAAGAACAGGUUGUGCUGAAUGUGUUAAAAUGUAUUAAAUUUAUGUAAUUUUCCCCAAUUUGCUUUGAUACAGAUCAGGAAGAUGGAAAAUAUAUCCCACCUGAGAGAACUCCAAGUUCUGAACCUGUCCGGUAAUCGCAUCUCAAGCGUGGAGAAUUUGCAGGGCCUCGGCUCGUUGACUGAACUCAACCUGCAGUACAAUUGCAUCUCUGUGGUGACUGAGGUGGACCUCCUGGCCGGCUUGCAGCGUCUCUUUCUCAGCUGCAACAACAUCCACAGUUUUGAUCAGCUAGCCUGCCUUGGAGAGUCGCAGUCCAUUUCUGAGCUCACCCUGGAUGGGAAUCCUGUAGCCCUGGAGACAUGGUACAAGCAGGCCGUCCUGCGCUGUGUGCUUCACCUGAGACAGCUGGACAUGAAGCGCAUCACAGACGAGGAUCGGCGCAUGGCAGGUGUAUUGACUCGAAAAGAGGAAGAAAAGAAGAAGGAGAGUCACAAGCAGACAAUUCAUAAGGAGAAGCGUCGUCUAGCGAUCCGUAAUGCGGCCCAGCAGUGGGAGGGUGUCAAAGCCUGCUUGGAGCUGCCUCCAACUAACGGCUCUAAGGAGGACGCUAGUCCAGAGAACAGUCCUGCUCACAGCCCCGCACAGACCAAUGGCCUUGCACAGGAGACGUCUCCAGAGGAACCAAGACGGAUAAGUCCGGGUUCAGGGCCAGAACGACCAUCAGGGGGAACAGAAAACAGACUCCGCACCAACAGCCGUCCUAACAGCCCUCGAGAUCCAAAACUUGUGGAGACAGGGAGUGGCAACGUUCAGAGCUUGUCCUUGUCUGACAGUCACCUGGCGGAGCUUGAUGGAGACACCCUGCGUUUAUUUGGACUUGGAGCCCUGGAGGCCCUGGAGAGAGGCUGGGGUGUUCAGACUGCUGGUGCUGUCACCGUCAUCGCCUUCCGCUUCAUUAACUUUGAUGCCAUCGUCCCCACUCUUCCUAGGAUAAGAGUCAAGUUCCCAAAUCUGUCGCACYUGAUAUUUCUGGAAACCAACAUCAGCCGUCUCCCACAGCUCGCUGCUCUGGCUCAGGUGAGGCGUCUGGACCAACUGACCAUUCAUCCAGAAGGAAACCCAGUGGUCAGCCUGACUUUGUGGCGCUCAUUCAUCAUCUAUCGUCUCUACCACUUCAACCUUCAAAAGAUCAAUGGCCAGGAGGUGACCAUGAAUGAUGUAAUUGCUGCAGAGCGUGUAUUUGGGACACUGGGUCACAUAGCAGCCACCGAAACCCCACGUUGCCGACUCCUAUUGCUGCUAGAAGAGUCCAGGAAAAGGCAGCUGCAGUUCUUGCUGGAGGGGCGUGGUCGGCGGGCAGGGCUGAGUCCAGAGGAGCUUCGGGAUAAUGGGAAGCUCCUGGGCGAAGGCCUGAGCAGAGCACUCUUUAACUAUCCAAGCAGAGACUGUAAUGCAGAGAGCCCUGAGGAGGGCACUGUGGAGUCAUCGGAGCGCGCCGCCGUGAUAGAACAAUAUCUCCAGGAGUUGGUCAAAAGGGCGUCAGAUACCAAUCUGAAGGGUGAGGCUUUACACAAGCUCUGGCCGUCCAUGUUUGCAGAGAUGGUGAGAGACUGCGUGUUGGAGAUGAGGGACAGAAGGGCCUUCCGCCAAGCCAGUCUUGGAAAGCUCACUGAGACCAAGUGAAAAGGACCAAAGGUUCACCUUAGAUCACAUACACAUUAGCAAAUGUGGACAUUGCUUCCCGCUGCUUUUUUUUUUUUCCCACGUCAAACUCCCAAUUCUUGGCGCUUCAUCUCCCCUCUGAUUUGAUCAGUUGUUAGUUGGAGGCUCUUUUGAGAUGGGGGAUUGAAAGAUGUCUGUAAAAUUGUCAGCACAUCUCGACUGAAUGUAGAUUUUCACUGAUUCCAUUCCUCAGAGUGUGGAACCGUAUCAUGCCUAAGGAAGCUUAAAAGGACUCACUGACUUGUGGUGCACUGACUUCCCUAAAAUAAAAAAUCCUCUGCACUUUAAAAGCUUUCUGAAUKAAAUCCUGCACCGUCCUCGACUAAAAAUGACCAGAGUCUUUUUUUCUGGAGAAUAGAAGGAUUUUUCUGUCUUCUAAUCAGCAUYAUGCAUUAUUAUCUCACUUCGUCCUGCCUGACAUGAAAGAAAGGGCACAGACAAACACAUGGUCUUUUUUGUUUACUACUGACUUUCUGUAUUGUACUUAGUAUUAAAAGAUUCUGCAUUAGCACAAA